UUUGAUCGACCAGAUUUUUGUUAUAUUUUUUUUUGCAUCUCUAAAAACGAUAACGUCAGCGCCUAAGUAAUAACGAUUUUGUUUAAGUAUCGAUUCGAACCGGAAUUUGUCAACGAGGAAAUCGAUUUUUUGUAAGUCCACCGCUAGAUAAAAUCGGUCGAAUCGGUUUACACGGUUUAACCAAAGAACGACAAACUAAAUGUAAUAUAAAAGCCGACCAACUGUUUACCGAAAUCAAUCGUCAGUCGAUCCGUUAACGCGUAGCCUAAUAUAAGCUAUUUGAUAAACUUCAGUCAUGGAUCUUCGCGGUUCCACUCGUUUUACAAUUAUAGCGGUAUGCCUAUCGUACGUCGCAUUUACAGUAACGACUUCGACGGCCUAUGUCAUCCAGAGACCACCCAUGGGACACACGGGCGAUUUCAACAUUUUACCACCGACAAUGAAUGCCGGCCAAUUCGUCCAAGAUUUGCUGCCAAAAAACAUUCCAAAUCCUUUCCAGGAGCUGAUGUUGCCGUUUAAUACAAUAGCCGAAAAUACCGGUUUUGGACCCAGCUCUGCGUUUAGAUCUAUACCGAAUCAAUUGGACCCGUGGCAAUGUUUUGGCGGUAUGGAUAAUAUUCAUAUUCCGGACUUCGCACACAUCCUACAACAACCGCCUUCCGGAUUCAACAUGAUACAUUAUCCGGAAAUUGGGGCUCUUGGGCCUUUCCAACAUCCCGAUCAAUGGUUUCCACCACAUGUUCAAAGGGACCCCAUUUGGACGGUUCCCAAUUUGCGGUGUUCGCAGUAUAGUAAUCCUAUACAACGACUCCUCUGUCGUAUCAGAAACCAAGCCAACCGUUUCCGCCAGAACCGCAAACCUCUUGAAGGAAAAACUCACUAAGCAAACGGCAUUUUAGUGUCUAAGCGGCUAAAUCUAAAAAAAAAAAAAUUGUCGCUGUAAACACCAUUUAAACCCCAUUUCUGUUUUCUACUGAACCAAAUUGUAUUUGAGAACAGAAUUCGAUAAUUCAAAUUAGCCACCACAUAGUACCAUUCGAAAAUACCACCAAAUUCGCCGUAAAAUCUACAUUGAAGAUUUUACUGUGAAGUAAGAUUACUUCAAUAACAUUAUAAUUACUCUGUUGUUAAUGUACUAUAUAAACAAUUUGUAAUUUGUUUGAUUCUA
Molecule: messenger RNA, 1168 nt
Organism: Adelges cooleyi (spruce gall adelgid)
Lineage: Eukaryota; Metazoa; Arthropoda; Insecta; Hemiptera; Adelgidae
Exons: 3
Coding region: 296-883 (195 amino acids)
Source: RefSeq, a predicted model, not a curated record